AUGGACAACGAGCGACUACCCAAACGACUCUUCUACGGAGACGUCGCGACGGGUUCUCGCCGUCAAGGAGGCCAAAUUCGCCGUUACAAGGAUACCCUGAAGUCCUCCCUGAAGCGUCUGCAAAUCAACCCGACCAACUGGGAAGAGCUAGCACUCGAUCGGCCGACCUGGAGGAGGACAGUGAAGACGGGCGCAGCGCUCUACGAAGCCAAUCGCAUCGCUGCCGCCAAAGUGAAACGCGAAGCCCGUAAAUCACAACUUCGCCCAGUCCGCAACGCCGACGCACAACCGCUACCUACGCGUCCUCGGUGUCAACGGACAUUCCGUGCUGGCGCCUACACUCUUCAGUUUUAUGUUCUCUGCCAUGCUGAUGGACGCCUACCACGACGAACGCCCUGGAAUCCGCAUCGCCUACUGCCACCUUCCACGCCAGUGGGAAGUGUGCAUCUCGACUCGGUCCCCAUGCGGCCCCGGCUGCACGGGUUAUUUGAGUCUGAGACUAUCCCGACACGUCAAGCGUCGUGGAUAGGAAGGUUGCUGAAUGACGCCCGCACUUGGCUCACUCAGUUCGUCGCGUUGUGUGUAGUGGCGGACUGGUGGGCUGACGACGGGCUGAAACAGCACCUUCCACGUCCCUCUUACGCAAGUGAGAGACACGCCGUUCAACCCCCGUUGUGUGAAAUCCUGCUGUUUGUGUCUGUAUGGGGGCCAGGUCGUGCUGUGGCGCGCGCAGGCAUGGUCAGUCUACCGUGCCAGCCACCGCGCCCAUUCCUCACUCUAGUCUACUGA
Spirometra erinaceieuropaei is the source of this 789-nucleotide messenger RNA. NCBI's taxonomy places the organism in Eukaryota, Metazoa, Platyhelminthes, Cestoda, Diphyllobothriidea, Diphyllobothriidae. The record is from the annotation of a GenBank genome assembly.